AGCCUUUCCACAUGAAAUUUUUGGAAUAGAUCACCAAUAUUGGAUUUAUAAAUGGACAAAGUACCAUAAUUAUGUGAUCAGCAACAUGGGUUGUGUACGGGAAAAAAUCGUCAUAAGAAAAAAAUUAAUUGAUAUGUUAGAUGGAAGAAAAAUUUGUCUUUUCAUUGCAACAACCUGCACUUUAUUAUAUUUAAUUUCUGAUUAUUCGUAUGACUUAGCUAUAUAUUGUGCGAAGCAUUCUACGUUCGUUGUCGGUAGAAUUACACCAAAUGUUACCUAUACAACAUAUAAGGACAUGGUUCAUCAAUUCCACUGGCUACAAAAUGGAGGACAUUACAAGCCCGCUUAUUCAUGUUUUCCCAGUCAAAAAGUUGCCAUAAUAAUUCCAUUUCGAAAUAGGGAAUACCAUCUGAGAAUUUUGUUGAACAACCUACAUCCAAUGCUGUAUCGUCAGCAGAUCGAGUAUUCGGUGUAUGUACUGCAUCAGGCUGACGAGAAAGGAUUCAACAAAGGGAAGCUGUACAAUAUUGGAUAUAUCCAAGCAAUAAAACGAAACCAUACUUGCUUUGUAUUUCACGACGUUGAUCUUAUUCCAGAAAACGAUAGAAUUUUAUAUGGAUGUACACAGAGUCCUAUGCAUCUUUCAAGGGCAAUAGACAAAUUCAGUUACAGACUACCAGAUAACAAAUUAAUUGGAGGUGUCUCUGUUUGGAGAAGAAAGGAGUUCGAAAUGGUGAAUGGAUGGUCAAAUUUGUUCAUUAACUGGGGAGGAGAAGAUGACGAUAUGAGUUACAGAAUCAUGGCCAAUGGACUUUCGAUUUAUCGUUUCAAGAACUCUGUUGCAAGAUACAAAAUGCUCACACAUAAACAAGAAAUUGUUAACACUAAAAGGUAUACCCUUCUUGAAGACAGUCAUUCCCGUUACAAAGUAGAUGGGUUGUCAUCGUUGACCUACACUGACCUUAAAACAACAGAAUAUAGUUUAUUUACAAGGGUUUCUGUUAUUUUAUGAAAAGUAAAAGUUAUGGAAUGCCACUCUUAUAUCAAUGGAUAAUUAGUUUUUGAUAUCUUCUGACUUCCAUGGGUUUUUUUUUCAAAUUUUAAAA
This is a messenger RNA of Saccostrea echinata, 1106 nucleotides long. RefSeq names its product beta-1,4-N-acetylgalactosaminyltransferase bre-4-like. The record is from RefSeq and is a predicted model, not a curated record. The transcript is spliced from 6 exons. Gene Ontology annotation, molecular function: glycosyltransferase activity. Gene Ontology annotation, biological process: carbohydrate metabolic process. The coding region runs from base 86 to 1012 and encodes 308 amino acids. Lineage: Eukaryota; Metazoa; Mollusca; Bivalvia; Ostreida; Ostreidae.